AUGGCAAUGUCUUUAGACCAAGUAUUCUCAACAAGUAUUCUCAACCUUUUAAUUCCCGACACCUCCCUCCAAUUUCCACCGGAGUCAUCGACGGAUGAAUGGUUGGCAAAUGCACAAGCAAAUGCUGUAGAAAGACAGCAGGCUUUCUUCGAUGAACAGCUACACUCCUUGUUGGUGCUUCGUAUCAAGAAUCCCCCUGAUGAGCCACCAGGUGACCCGUCGAACCCACCUGAAGUCAUUCUCGAUCUCCUUGCACAUACACAGGUGUCACUGGAGGCGUCGUAUAUCUCAGCCAUUCCGACAGCUACAGACACUCCACGAACAUCCAGACUUCUAGGGACUCCACGUACAGGUGCCGUAGGACGCCCGAGCGGCAGACUCAAUCCACAUCCUUCAAUACUUCCUCCAAGCACUCCUAAUCCUAUGCCGUCAACUGCAGAUCAAGAUCGCAAAUAUUCUUCAUCGGAAGGAACCAUCUUAGUAGCAAACAUCUGGGGAAACAGCACGAAUGAGGAGACAGGGGAAUCUUUUGCGCUUCUGUGGUCUGAUGCAGAGGAAAGUUGGAUAGCUGUUUAUCGCAUGGCCAUAACAGUGUCAUUUCUGAGGCUUCCUUUCAACAAUCCGUUACUAUGUCUUACUGUCUCAGCCACACUUCGCGAACGCCCCAUACCUACUCAUUCCAAACACCCCCUCGCUCGAUUUUUGGCCUCAGUUCAGGAAAGACAUUCGGGGACGACAUCUCCUGAAGAACCGGCGACAGAGGAGGACGAUGAAAAAUUACUCGAUGGCUUGGAAGAAGUCAAUUUGUUAGAGGGACUUUUAGCAGGCCCGACUUUCGGAAAGACAGGUGCACCAGAAAUCAAUCUCCCUUCUGUUCGGCUCGGAAAUGUCUCUCGACAAAAACUCUUUUCGUUAGCACCUGUGCUGGCGGAAACACCCUCUCAACCUUCGCCCUCCCCUAUGACAGCAGUUCGCAAAGCCCAUCCUACCCUUCGUAAAUCCUAUCGAAAAACUCUACAAACCGUCUCGGGUUUCCGAGUCCGGAUGAGAACCGUAUUUGUACCAUAUGUUCUCCUGCCUGAGACCGCGGGUACUAUCGAAGAUUUGGACGAGGAGAAAAAGGAGCAAGAACGACGCGAAGCUGGUAGUGAGGAAAAAACGGUAGUUCUUUGCGUCGAAAUCGAGAAUUCUGGUGACCUCGGGAUGAAUGCUGGCUUCCGGGUAGAACAGGUCGAAGUGAGCAUUGGGGGAGAGGGCGCCAAGGCCACGCUGAUUGGAUGGGGUGACUCGGGAUUCACCCCAGAUGCAGCUAAGCAUACUUUCCCUCUGAGGAUUGGACCUUUGGCCCAGUAUAACCUGUUGUACGCGGUAACAUUUUUGCGAUCACCUGAUGAGAUAGACGGUUUCUCUUUUGCACGGAGUGUGAGCAAUAACGCUAUAUCUCCAGAACUCCAACGCGCCGUCACGAUCACUAUUUUUGGAAAGCCAUAUUUCCCUCCCUCAUCUUCAAAAGUCUUGAUACCGGACAGCAAUACACUUUUAUACCCCACGGAAACCUUCUCAUCUCGUUGGAAUUGCGUUUUGGAUCUUGCAGCUCAGCAAGCCCAGCCAACUGAACUGCACGACCCCAGCGACCCUUUGACAAACUACCCCAAUAUUCUCCCAGAACCGCCUUCUCCAUUCCCCCUCUAUUCAAUGUAUAGUUCCAAUCCAAACACUGGCACGCCCGGUGGAGCAGGGUACUCUGCCGGAUCGACCCCGCAGUAUUCCGCUACCGCAGGCAGUCGACGAUUCACACUUGUUCCUGGAGCAAACUUCGCAGGCCGUACACUGAAGACGUUGACGCCUAGCAAGUCACUCAAACCUUCUGAAUUUAAUCGUGAACCUUCUCCUCUGAACUCAGGAAGAUUCUCGGCUAUUGUUUCUGCCGCUCAGUACAUACAGUCACCUACGACAUACAGCGCUCCACCGCCCCCUCCCAUGGCGAACACUGGGUCCAUUCCACCGCCUUUGCAAAUCCUACCGGAGUCUGAUGACGGGCAUGGAGGGACCGUGGGCAUUCCCCAUGGACUGGAUACGCCAAUCACUCCAGCAUACCCCGCGUUCCCGUCCAAGUUUGCCUUGCCACCUACUCCGACCUCGCAAGGGCCUAUUGCAUCAUCAACCCACGGCAAUGUAGGGCAAAGCGUUGAGAUCCGCCGUGAGCGCGGGUUGCCUGCCGACUUUGGCGCUGGCGCUCCCCCGCAGACACCCCUCCCGUUCGUGUCCGGUGCAUUUGGCGAGCAGAAGAUGUUGGCAAAACUUCAGGGAGCCGGGGCAAGCGGCGAAAGCAUCGUAGUUUCUGUUGGACUCAUGCCACUGGCGUACGAUAGGGGCAACGGGGACGCAGUCAAGGAUCUGGCACUUGGACCAGGGAAGAUAUAUCCUCUUGAUAUUUUCACUCUGGAUAUAUUUGUAUUCAACCAGAGUCUAUGGCCUAGACGCUUUGAAGUGACAUGCCCGGAGAGGAGGAGGCGCAGGAGAGGAGGUGCAGAAACAGGGGUCUAUGACGGAGGCAGUGAUGCUGCACGGAAGAUGGGAUACCCAGGAGUGUUGCCUUUGGACAGUCGGAUACGAAUUGGGCCUCUCCGCCCAUCUGCCUGCCAGUCAGUCAGGAUGGAUUUCCUCGCGGUCUCGCCGGGCGUGCACUCUAUCGACACGUUGACCCUGACGGAUAUUGAAUCUGGAUUCUCGACGAACCUUCGUUCUGUACUAGAUAUUGUGGUCCAUGAUCCAAAUGAGAAAUAA
Molecule: messenger RNA, 2787 nt
Organism: Psilocybe cubensis
Lineage: Eukaryota; Fungi; Basidiomycota; Agaricomycetes; Agaricales; Agrocybaceae
Exons: 6
Coding region: 1-2787 (928 amino acids)
Biological process (GO): intra-Golgi vesicle-mediated transport
Cellular component (GO): trans-Golgi network; TRAPPII protein complex
Source: RefSeq, a predicted model, not a curated record